Messenger RNA from Diaporthe amygdali, 1212 nucleotides. Its product is annotated as dual specificity phosphatase. Bases 1 to 1212 code for a protein of 403 amino acids. Gene Ontology annotation, cellular component: cytoplasm. The transcript has a single exon. The record is from RefSeq and is a predicted model, not a curated record. Gene Ontology annotation, biological process: protein dephosphorylation; negative regulation of MAPK cascade. Lineage: Eukaryota; Fungi; Ascomycota; Sordariomycetes; Diaporthales; Diaporthaceae. Gene Ontology annotation, molecular function: protein tyrosine/threonine phosphatase activity; MAP kinase tyrosine/serine/threonine phosphatase activity.
AUGUCAAACCCUGUCUCCACUGUUUGGUUUGACCUCUUUGCAGAGAACCAGGUCUCUGACGCCGAGUCGUGCUUCAAGAGUUACGACGCGCUCGACACACUUGACAGUAUCCCCGGCCUCAGCUUUCUCAAGGAUCUGGUGUGGGCCGAGAUCAGGACAUGGGUCGCAAACAACGCCGACUCUCUGUCUCUCAUCAGCCAUGACGACCUCGACGGCCCGGGACGUGUCUUCCUGGGCGGCAUGAACCACGCUCUCAACGACGACACCCUCAGUGAUCAUCACAUCUCUGCCGCAAUCAGCAUCCAUCCCCCGGACCUGCUCGCUUGGCACCCCACCGACACCUCCUACGCCCUUCGUCGCUUCUCUGACCCCACCUCGCCAUGCUCGGUUAAGAACCACCUCAUGAUUCCUCUUGAGGACAAGGCCAACGCCGACCUCAUGGAGUAUUUUGACCAGACGUAUGAAUUCAUGCAGACAAGCCUGAGAGACGGCCACAACAUCCUUGUUCACUGCAAAUCUGGCAGAUCACGCUCGGUCGCUGUGGUGAUCGCAUACCUGCAGCGCAAGUACUAUGAUACAACAAUCCGGCCGCAGAACCUUCCCCAGGAUGAGGCCCUCGAGAAGAUGGCCUCAUACCGCGAGGCCGUGACCGAGAGCAUUCGAGUCCAACGGCUCCCAGUACUCAUCAUUAUGGAGCGUUUCGAGGACUUGCUGCAGCUCUACGAUCUUCAGCUGCUCGGGCACCCGGCUUACGAGCAGAAGCUCGCUAAUCUGUUCUCGCCCCCGCCGGCUCCCGAAGGUAAACCAGCGGAGCUGCCGAAGGCUGAGUCACAGACAGAGGCCCCGCAAAGGCCAAGGCUACAGACUCUGAGCUCGACGAAGACGUGGUCAGAUAUGACACGAUCACAGACGAUAGAUCUAGGGUCUCCUAGUGGGCUGAAGAGGGUGAAGAAGAAGGGCGGCGCGGGAAUCCUCAAGCUUGCAAUUGCCAUCACCUUCUUCAAGAACAACCAGAAGCCGCCGAUCGCUGUAGUCGAGCGUUUGUUCGAGGUAAACGAAGCCUACUACUGGGAGAUGGAGGGUGCGGAAUACAACGACGUUGACUACAAGGACUCGGGACAUAUCCAUCGAGGAAUUUGUGCCUUCUACUUCCAGUUCGCCCAGGAAUACGGAUAUGAGCCACCAAUGGCCGUCACACUGCUGUCGGACUGA